CGAUUCGCAUCUUCUAAAGGAUGCGAUCUACCUUAGUGAAAAUUUUUUCCCGAAUUUCCCGAGUUUCCGGUUUAUUAUUUUUCAUAUUUGGAUUUCAAAAUUUUGUUUCCAUUUAUGCAGCACCAAUCGAUUCCUCAAUUUCCUUUUCUAAAGAAAAUAGGGACUCUUCAGUGUCUCCUGAAUUAUCGGAAAAGAAUACUGGAAUUAUUGAUGGAAUCAGCUAUAGGCUUGACGCCUGGUCACAAUACGACAAUCCUGAGGAAGGAAAUGAACGAGAAGGAGAUAUUCACGAUUUUCCUGAAUCGAGGAAAACUACUACGAGAGACCGAAAACUUCUAUGGCCAAAAGGCGUAGUGAAAUAUUGGAUUCAUUCAUCUAUUCGAAAUGAACCAAAAAAACUUGAAAUAUUGAAAGAAGCGAUGGACACUAUCAUGGAAAAAACUUGCGUGAAGUUCAAAGAAAUAUUUCCAGAUGAAAAGGGUAGCUUUCCAUCAUCAUCUUGGUUAAACGUUACUGGAAACAAGAGAGGCUGUUUUUCAGAUCUCGGCCGUUCUAGAUUUGGUGCAAGUAAUUUAAAUCUGGAUCUUACAAGAUGUUUUCGAAAUAAAGGUCACGCAAUGCACGAAAUGCUGCAUACUCUGGGUGUCUAUCAUGAACAAAUGAGACCUGAUCGUGAUGAUCAUAUCAAGAUUGUGUGGGACAAUAUCAAAGAGCAUGACGUAUUCAACUUCCGGAGGUUGUCUAAUGAGAUAGUCACCACAUAUGGGUUACCAUAUGAUUAUGAUAGUAUCAUGCAUUAUUCGAUGACUGCUUUUGCAAAAAACAAAUCAAAACCAUCAAUUAUCCCAUUAAAACAAACAACUCCUAUUGGACAGAGAGAUCAUUUAUCUCUCAGCGACAUAAAAAAAUUGCUCAUCACUUACAAAUGUAAAAACAUUGAGUCUGUUUAUGAAAACGAAAUGAAAAAUUACGAUAGUGAUGAACUAAUCGAGGAAUAUGAACCAGAAGAGGCUGAAAAUUCUCCAACAGAAGCAUUUGACAAGGAAAAUUACGAAUUUGACGUUUGGUCUCUUUUAGAUAAAUUCAAUUUUUCAAAGUAUUACUUUUCUCCUUUUUAUGGAGACUACAUGUAUUAUCUCUAAAUUUUUUAAAUAAUUGUAGCACUCACUCUUAUAUCCGAAUUA
Messenger RNA from Belonocnema kinseyi, 1184 nucleotides. RefSeq names its product seminal metalloprotease 1-like. Gene Ontology annotation, biological process: proteolysis. The record is from RefSeq and is a predicted model, not a curated record. The transcript has 5 exons. Gene Ontology annotation, molecular function: metalloendopeptidase activity; zinc ion binding. The coding region runs from base 21 to 1142 and encodes 373 amino acids. Lineage: Eukaryota; Metazoa; Arthropoda; Insecta; Hymenoptera; Cynipidae.